Molecule: messenger RNA, 1863 nt
Organism: Gymnodraco acuticeps
Lineage: Eukaryota; Metazoa; Chordata; Actinopteri; Perciformes; Bathydraconidae
Product: perforin-1-like
Source: RefSeq, a predicted model, not a curated record
AUGCUCUCCUUUUCCUCCCCCCUCCACCUGAGUGUCCUGCUCUUUCUGUCGUCCUCUGUCCUCUCCUGUGGCGUUGGGAACUACAGCCAGUGCCACACCGCCCCCUUCGUCCCGGGACAUAACCUGGUGGGGGAGGGCUUCGAUGUGGUCACCCUGCAGCGUAAAGGAGCCUACAUGAUCGACGUGAAGACCUACAUGACCCCCGCUGGCACCUGUACGCUCUGCUCCAACCCCCUUCAGGGCCACCAGCUGCAGAAACUGCCGGUCUCUGCAGUGGACUGGCGAGCGUUCAGCCGGUGUAACGCUGACCUCUACAGCAGCUCACACACCGACGUCAGCUCACUGGUUCACACGUACACCUCACAGGACAGUAACGACUGGAAGGUUGGCCUUAAUGUCGACAAGUUUGUGACUGCGGGGCUGGAGGUGGGAGGAACCAAGUCCUCAGUGUAUAAGUUCUCUUCAGAAAGAACCAGAGAGGACCGCUACUCCUUCAGCACCCACAGGAUCACCUGCAGCCACUAUGGUUACCGUGUGUCCCUCAGACCGCCCCUCAGCUCUGAGUUCAGUAAAGACUUGGAGAGGCUGCCGAGUUCCUACAACUCCUACACCAGGACUCAGUUCAGUGAUCUCAUACACACCUACGGCACUCACUACAUCCGCCAGGUUUACCUCGGGGGGCGACUCAGGCGAGUCACAGCUUCACGGACCUGUUUGUCCACUCUGAACGGACUCACCUCAAAUGAGGUCCACUCCUGCCUCUCAGUAGGAGUCUCUGUGGGUCUGGGGAAGGUCAGUUUAUCAGCCAGCCAUAAAUCGUGCAGCAACGUGCUCGAGAACAAGGACGUCUCCACCUCAUUCAGCUCCGGCCUCCACCAACACUACACAGAGGUGAUGGGAGGCUCCGGUUGGUUGGGGGACUUUUCUCUCUCCCGUAACGACUCCCUGGGCUACGUGAACUGGCUGAACUCCCUCAAGGAGCACCCGGACGUGGUCUCAUACUCCCUGAGGCCGAUGUACGAGCUGAUGCCCCUGGAGAGGGCGGGGAUGAAGGCCGCCAUAGAGCAGUAUUUAGAGGACAAUGCUGUGAAUAAGUCCUCCAUAGUAACCAACUGUGGGGGGGGCACACCUAACCUGGCCCCCAACUGCUGUCCUCAAAAGGCCUCGAGGGGAAAGCUGGAGGUGACCAUCAUUCGAGGCUGGAACCUGAAAGGGGAUCUGACCGGCAGGACGGAGAGCUAUGCUAAUAUGUUCUACGGAUCCUUCCACUACAGGACUCACAUGAUCCGGUCAAACGACCCCUGGUGGAACUCUUAUUAUAACCUGGGCAAGGUGGACACACAUGGGGGUUUGAGGGUCGAGGUCUGGGACGAGGAUUUAAACUUUGACGACCAUCUGGGAUCAUGUGUGGUGUACCUGAGACAGGGGACACACAGGCACUCCUGUCCGGCCAAAAAAGGGGGCUUCGAGUUCCAGUACACCCUGACCUGCGACCCUCACCUGACCGGAGACAGGUGCAACCGCUACAAACCGUCUCCAAAGUGAGGAAGGAAGUAUGGGGCUUCACUAUUCAGAAAUUCUGCUUGUUUACCUUUUCAAUUCAAACUGAAAUCACAUUUAGUCAUCCAUUUUAAAGUCAAAAUGAAUGUCAUUGUGUCUAAAUUUAAAUGGAGACUAAAAGAAAAAAGGCUGAUAAUAAUAAUAUUUGUAUACAAUGGAAGAAGUGCAUCAUUCUAAUAAAAAGAGCUGUGUCUUACUUUCCAGACUAGUAAUACUAAUAUCUGGUUUGGAUUAGGAAUCAACAUGUCUGACUUUUCAACAAAGAAUGCUGAAUUGUUUUCAAAAUAUUUCAUAUUAAAUGAA